Molecule: messenger RNA, 261 nt
Organism: Purpureocillium takamizusanense
Lineage: Eukaryota; Fungi; Ascomycota; Sordariomycetes; Hypocreales; Ophiocordycipitaceae
Exons: 2
Coding region: 1-261 (86 amino acids)
Source: RefSeq, a predicted model, not a curated record
AUGCGUCAGGGGCUCACAACGGGCGUCACCCAGGGCUCAGGGACGAGCCCGCUCGAGGUUGCGCUGGCAGGGCCAAGCAUUCAAGAGUUGCGGGCAAUUACCGCCGCUCUUGGUGCGGCCCGCGACGGGCGAAGCGGCACCAUGUGUCUCUGGACACCAAAAGCGAAGCAGCGAACGGCGGCUGUUGACGAGGCCGCGGAUCAGGCGUACCCGAGAACAUGGGUCAGGCCGCAAGUGUCGUCGGUCGUCGAAGCAGCCUAG